This is a messenger RNA of Peniophora sp. CBMAI 1063, 336 nucleotides long. Lineage: Eukaryota; Fungi; Basidiomycota; Agaricomycetes; Russulales; Peniophoraceae. The record is from the annotation of a GenBank genome assembly.
AUGGCUGAGGGCAACCAGAAAAUCAGAAUAAUGAAAGGAGCUGAGCCCGAUAUGUCUGCGGCCUCGUUUCAAAUAUUUGACGAGACGCACACUUUGGGGAACGCGCUCAGAUGGAUGCUCAUGAAAAACCCGCAAGUUGAGUUCUGCGGAUACAGCGCACCGCAUCCUUCGGAGAAUUUGAUCCAGAUACGGAUACAAAUGUAUGACAAGCAAUCGUCCUUGACCGCCUUACUGGAUGCGUUGGAUAAUCUCGACAAGCUGUAUGCUUCGAUAGAGGACGCAUACACGACCAGUUUGGAGGCCGAAAACUACGAGAAGUGGGAGGAAAAGAGCUAG